AUGUCGACCAAGUCGAGCUUUGAAUCGUACCCCAUGCCCCGAUUUCUUCUCCCCCAAGGCGUUGGGGACACGGAAGAGGUGGAGAAUUACGAGCCAGGCGGUUUCCAUCCUGUUCACUUGGGUGACACGUUUGAUGACGGGCGCUACAGAAUUGUGCACAAGCUCGGUGCUGGCGGGUUUUCUACUGUCUGGCUGGCGCGAGAUGAAAAGGAUAAGAAAUGGGUGGCCUUGAAGAUUGUUGCUGCUAGGCAUUCUGUCCCUACUGCUGAGAAGAGUUCUCUCACCCAUGCAAUGUUGCCCGUUGACGGAAAACAGCGUGUGGUGGUGCAUCGUCGACAAUUUACCUUUGACGGUCCAAAUGGUCAUCAUUUAUGCCUUGUUCUACCCGUUCUCGGCCCGUCAAUGUCCGAACUGUCGUACCACUGGAAUUGCCGACUCACACCGUGGAUGGCUCGAAAAACCGCCUAUCAAGCCGUCAGAGCAGUCGCCGACCUACACUCGCAAGGCUUGUGUCAUGGAGAUGUAACUACAGGCAACCUUCUCCUUGGCAUGGUAGACAUCGACCACUACGAGGAAGACGACAUCUACGCCUUGUUUGGUAAGCCAGUGACCGGAGUGCUGGAGACCGAGAAUGGUGAAAUGCCCGGUCCUGAGGCGCCACGAUAUAUUGUCAGGAAUAUCGAUUUCCUAUCUGCUCCCUCGGAUAUCCUCGAACUGGACAUUAAACUUAUGGACUUUGACCAGUGCUUCCCCAUCUCCUCGCCGCCCAGCAAAAUGUUGGGUACGCCAGUCGACUUUCUCGCACCCGAAGUUGCCAUGGGCUUGGAAGCUGGUCCUGCAAGUGACGUUUGGGCACUCGGAUGCUGCAUAUUUCGCCUUCGGGCCGGGGAUGGCCCUUUCUCAAGCCCGUUUGAAGUUACUUGUCCAUGUGAUCUCGUGGGCUUCGUUCUCGAUACUCUAGGGGGAGAUGUGCCGCACACGUGUAAGGAUACCUUAUGGGACUCUAGGGGUAUGCCUACGAAAGAUGCUUCCAAGGGAAAACCGCUUCGCGAGCCGCAUGCAGACGACAGACGGCCCCUGCGAGACCUUGUGUACAAGAUAUGGGAUGAGCCGAACGGUCGUGCUAUCCACACCGGUUCUCCUGAGGAGCAAAAAGUAUACCUUGAGGAUAGGCACCAACCUUUUCACUCUAGCUGGUCCAAGAUGGCGUGGAACCCAAGGGCCAUCAGAGUAGACGAUGUUGGUUAUCUGAGUGGCUAUAACGACAGGUGGGACACGCUGCUAGCAUUACUGCCGAAGAUACCUGACCGCGAAGCGGCUCUUCUCUACGACCUCUUGUUAACCAUUUUCGUCUAUGAUCCAGCAAGGCGGCCCACAGCUAAAGAGUUGCUUGAGCACCCCUACUUUCACCUCGACGGGCCCGAAGAAUGA
Messenger RNA from Cordyceps militaris CM01, 1431 nucleotides. RefSeq names its product protein kinase, putative. The record is from RefSeq and is a predicted model, not a curated record. Gene Ontology annotation, biological process: regulation of mRNA processing; protein phosphorylation; spliceosomal complex assembly. Gene Ontology annotation, molecular function: ATP binding; protein kinase activity. The transcript has 2 exons. Lineage: Eukaryota; Fungi; Ascomycota; Sordariomycetes; Hypocreales; Cordycipitaceae. The coding region runs from base 1 to 1431 and encodes 476 amino acids.